AUGCUCGGCAGCAACCUCCUCCUCGUCGCCCUCGCGGCCGUCGCCGCGCACGCCGGGAGCCUCGACAUCACGCAGGAGGUGCGGCGCGGCUUCGGGGCGGGCGUGGUCUACCCGCGGCAGUCGGCGGACAGCAGCACGAACCUGCAGAGCUUCACGGGGGCGCUGGGCGGGAUCAAGGCGUCGGCCAUCACCAACAGCGGCGACACGCAGCGGCCGUUCGAGGUGGACGGCGACACGUUCACCGACUUCCAGUCGGCGGCGAACCGCGCGUGCGACAACCAGCACAACGCCUGCGCGGAGCUGAGCAACAAUGGCACGGCGGACUUCCCCGUCAGUGAUUGCGACCAGCAGACGACGGAGUGCAAGAGCGCGGCAACGAGCUCGACGGAGACGGCGUUUACGUCGCUUGUUAGCUCGAAUGCUGACUUUGACUUCUUCUGCGAGAGUUAA
This is a messenger RNA of Phaeoacremonium minimum UCRPA7, 450 nucleotides long. RefSeq names its product putative neurofilament medium polypeptide protein. Lineage: Eukaryota; Fungi; Ascomycota; Sordariomycetes; Togniniales; Togniniaceae. The transcript has 2 exons. The record is from RefSeq and is a predicted model, not a curated record. The coding region runs from base 1 to 450 and encodes 149 amino acids.